CUCCUUCAGAAAAAAAAAAAAAAAGGCACCAGACCGAGCCGCCCGCGCUCCUCCUCGCCAGCCCGCGGCCGCCGCAGCCAUGGAGGAGCCCGAGCCGGGGGCCGGGGCCGCCGCCCCGCCGGGGCUGCGCUCGCUCCUGCCGCCGCGGGACUUCCUCGGCUCCCGCAAGGGGCAGCUGCUGCUCGCCGAGUCGGUGCUGUCAUUUAUCAUCUUUAUCUGCUAUAUUGCAUCUUCAGCUGCCUCUUUCAUGAUGGCACCACUCCUAGAAUUUCUGCUGGCGUUGUUUCUUUUUUUUGCCUAUGCCUCUAAACUUAAUGAGAAGUUUAAAGGACUCUACUGGCCUUUGACGGAUUUCUUGCGCUGUGUCACUGCUGCUAUCAUCUAUUUCGCCAUUUCAAUCGCUGCUGUCUCAAAAUACAACGAUGGAGCAUCUAAAGCAGCAGGAGUAUUUGGAUUUAUAGCCACAAUAGUGUAUGCUAUUGAUUUCUACAUAACGUUUAAUGACCUGGUUACUUUCCUCAAGCAAGGCAGUUCUGAGUCCCCUGAAGAGCGCAAGUCAGAAGAUGAGGACUCUGAUUCUGACUCAGACUGAAAAGCCAAACACCAACGAAGCGUGAAGGGAAGAUGAUCAAGCACCUUCCUCUCUGCUGAAUGCACUGCCAAUUGAAACGUCUCCCUUAAUUCAGCCUUGAUAUCCUCUUUCCACUUCACUGUUCAUGGAAUCACCAAAGCAUAGGGCAGUGAUGUGGAAAAGGAUGCUAUUCUCAAUGCCAUUAAACACUCUGAGAAAUAAGGAUUUACAGUACAGAUUCUACAGAUUUCAACCUGUUACAGAGGUCUGUAUCCAAACAAAACGCCGCAGUUCUCCAUUGCCCCUCAUUACUCAGCACUACAAUGUACUGAGUAAAUGAGAACAUAGUAUUUGAAACUUAUAGCAGAGCUUUUAAUAUGCUUUCUUAAUUCCAAGUCUUUAACACUUAUAGCUUUAAUACUUCUUGCUGUGCCAAAGAAGAGAGGCCCAGAAUGCCUCUCAUUUAUAUUUUUCUUGAUUAACUAAUAAUAUUUCUUUAUCUAAAGUCUGAGCAUUCCACUAUCUCAACCAUAUCAAGGCAUUGAUUUUAGUCAACGUAUUGGUUUCAAUACAUGAGUAUCUACUGCCUAUCUCUGACAAGAAAUGACAACUGGAAAUCUGCAACAAGAACAAAACUCAAAGUGUAAUUGUGCCUCACGUUAGCUGGCACAUCAAGCAUUCACUAUCACUUUUGAAGCUGCCUGGUAAUGGGGUCACAUUCCUGUCUUCUGCAAUUUCACCAAAGAUACGAGGUAGAACAGAAGAGGCAUCAACUUACUCUCCCCUUCCCACCAUUUGCAUGCAAGCCCUCAUACAUGUUUGGACAUACUGGUAAAGAAGGCUUGCCAAAUACCAUCCAACAACACUAUCUGCUCAUCAAAGCCUGCAAAUAUCGGUGUGCAAGAUAGCCCUAUUUGAUCUCAUGCUCUGUGUUGCGAAUACUGGUUCUCAAAUGAGAAGUAGCACUGCAGUUGGUCUUUUGGCUCACAAAACUAUCUAAAAAACUCAGGAUACCUGUGCCCCCGAGGACAUUUCCUUCCCACUGUGAAGAGGCAAAAAAGUCAACCUCCAAACUAAAAAACAUCUGCAACGAAAUUUAUUUUCCCAGCCCUCCCUCUCCCCUUCCCCUACCAUCCUCUGAAAGGGCAAUUUCUCUCUUGAUCUAAUAUUUUGAGGGAAAAACCUUCUGAAUUUCCAUGAGUUCAUGUUUUCUUGGGUAGCACAGCCUACCUUGAAAUGUGCGUCCACAUGUAAACAUGUAUUACUUGGAAAAAGCAUGGCAUGCUUCUCAUAUAUGGCAUCAGGUCUAUUACAAAGAAACCUGUAUACAUUAAAAAGAUUAAUAUAGCACCAGAACAGGUGGCUUUAACAAAAAUAAUUAAAAUGAGAGCAGAUGGUACUAACAGAGUAAAUGAAAAACAGAGCUAGAACAAUAAAGGCAGAUUUCAUUUGGAACAAAAUGACCGCUUGGGUUCCAAUUCCCUGCUAGCAGCUGGCUGCUAACAGGCAAAAGCACGGUACCUAACAGCGAGCUGGUGCUUGGGAAGGUGCUGGCCAGAUUCAGAGAUGUCUGACAGGCAGCUUCUACAACUCCUGUUUCCAGACCACUGAAGGAAUAAAAGCAAAACAAAUGUUUGCUUCCAAAUGUGAUAAAUACUCUUCGCUUUUCUGAGAAGGAGUUCUUUGGACCUUUUCCUGUAUGAAAUCCCAUAUUUCUUUCCUCUCUAUUGUUGUGUUUUACUGACACUCACUGUGACGUCAGGGGACCUGGGCUCAUUUUUAUAUUCGAUUGUUUUGUACAUAUAUAUUUUUUUAAAUGUGCUGCAUGUCACAGCUGGAAACUAGUACAUGGUUAAUAUUUAGAAACCAUGUUGGAUUAAACCUCUUUUAAUAGAAA
Molecule: messenger RNA, 2468 nt
Organism: Cygnus atratus (black swan)
Lineage: Eukaryota; Metazoa; Chordata; Aves; Anseriformes; Anatidae
Gene: CMTM3
Product: CKLF like MARVEL transmembrane domain containing 3
Exons: 5
Coding region: 80-592 (170 amino acids)
Cellular component (GO): membrane
Source: RefSeq, a predicted model, not a curated record